UCUGCUUGAGCUUCUUUGGGAGCAACUGAGAGACAGGGCAGGACCCGGGGACCUUGCCAAGAGACGGGACCCCCCUCCUUCCCCCGAAGCCUUGCCAUCCUCUGCUUCCCCUUCCUCUGGGAAAAAGGACUCCCCAAACUCUCUCCCUCUCUGUCUCUCUCUCUCUUGGCGAGGGAUGGCGAGGAGGGCGGAUGGGCGCCGGGGCUGCUGGGCUCCGGGGCUGCUGGCCUCGGCGUGGCUGCUGCUCCUGGCCGCCCCGGGCUCCUCCGUGACCCGCGCCGAGAUCACCCGGGCGGCCGCCUCUCCCUCGGCUGCUCUCCGGCUCCAGAAGGGGCUCCAGCCUCCGCCGUCGCCGCUGGAGGAGCCCCGGAGGAGAAGGCCAGGCAAGGAGGACCAAGCAGGAGGAGGCAGAGGGGAAUCCCUGCCGGAGGAACCGGAUCGAGAGGGGCAGCAGGACCAAGCCCCUUCGGAGCCAGGGAUGGAGAGCUCGGCAACUGGGGGGUCCCCCCAAAAGAGGGCACCGGGCAGGAGCCCCGAGGGGCAGGGCAGGGCUCUCCGGGGCAGGGAAGCCCAGCCUGGCCUCGGGAGGAGGGCAAGGUGGGGCGGCCGGGCCAAGCGGGAGAGCCAGGAUCCGGCCCCGGAGUCUCUGGGCCCAGAAGGAGGCGGCGAUGGCUUGGCUUUGACGGAGGGCCCCAAAGCCCCCCGGGCCCCAAGCAAAGGCUCCAGAGAGGAAGGGCGGAUCACCGGGAAACCCCGAGGAGGCGAGGAGCUGAAGCUGACCAGCACCACUUUCGCCCUCAAUGGCGACUCGGCUCACAACCAAGCCAUGGUCCAUUGGUCCGGCUACAACAGCAGCGUGAUUCUCAUUCUUACAAAGCUGCAUGACUUCAACUUGGGAAGUGUAACUGAAAGCUCACUCUGGAGGUCCACAGAUUAUGGUACUACUUAUGAAAAGCUUAAUGACAAAGUGGGAUUGAAGACAGUGCUCAGCUACCUUUAUGUCAGUCCUACUAAUAAGAGGAAGAUAAUGCUAUUGAGCGAUCCUGAAAUUGAAAGUAGCAUAAUGAUUAGUAAUGAUGAAGGUGCCACCUACCAGAAAUAUCGACUCAGCUUCUACAUCCAGAGUCUCCUCUUCCAUCCUAAGCAAGAGGACUGGAUUCUCGCAUACAGCAUUGACCAAAAGCUCUACAGUUCAAUGGAUUUUGGAAGAAGAUGGCAGAUCAUGCAUGAGCGGAUCACGCCCAACCGAUUUUACUGGUCCGUCUGGGGCUUGGACAAAGAGCCUGACCUUGUCCACAUGGAGGCUCGGAGGACAGAUGGACGUGCCCAUUACAUAACUUGUAGGAUUCAAGAAUGUUCAGAGACAACCAGAAAUGGACCUUUUUUGCACUAUAUUGACACUAACUCUCUUGUCGUCCAGGAUGAGUAUAUUUUCAUUCAGGUAACUGAUGGUGGAAGAGCAAAUUACUAUGUGUCCUACAAAAGGGAACCCUUUACACAGAUAAAAUUGCCCAAGUACUCACUACCCAAGGACAUGCAUAUUAUCAGCACAGAUGAGAAUCAGGUGUUUGCUGCAGUUCAGGAAUGGAACCAGAAUGACACAUACAACCUCUACAUCUCUGAUACUCGAGGAGUCUACUUCACCUUAGCCUUAGAGAAUGUCAAGAGCAACCGAGGACUAGAGGGGAAUGUCAUUAUUGAUCUUUAUGAGGUAGCAGGGAUCAAAGGCAUAUUCCUGGCUAACAAGAAAGUGGAGGACCAAAUUAAGACUUUCAUCACCUACAACAAAGGAAGAGACUGGCGCUUGCUGCAGGCUCCUGAUUCUGAUCUGCGAGGAGACCCCAUACAUUGCCUGCUGCCCUUCUGUUCCUUGCAUUUGCACCUUCAAAUCUCUGAAAACCCUUAUACAUCAGGCAGCAUCUCAAGCAAAGAAACAGUUCCUGGACUUCUUGUUGCUACAGGCAAUGUGGGUCCAGAAUUAUCAUAUACUGAAAUUGGCAUGUUUAUUUCUUCUGAUGGUGGAAAUUCUUGGAGACAGAUCUUUGAAGAAGAAUACAGUGUGUGGUUCCUUGACUGGGGUGGAGCACUUGUAGCCAUGAAACAUACAUCAAUGCCCAUUCGUCAUGUAUGGGUGAGUUUUGAUGAAGGAAGGACCUGGAAUAAAUAUGGCUUCACAUCAGCACCGCUCUUUGUGGAUGGCUCCCUAGUGGAGCCAGGCAUCGAAACACAGAUAAUGACGAUUUUUGGCCAUCUCAGUCUCCGCUCUGAGUGGCAACUCAUAAAAGUAGAUUACAAAUCCAUCUUUAGCCGGAAAUGUACCAAAGAUGACUUCCAGACAUGGCAUCUUCAUAACCAGGGCGAACCUUGUGUCAUGGGAGAAAGGAAGAUCUAUAAGAAGCGUAAGGCAGGGGCAUGGUGCUCGCUGACUAGAGACUAUUCAAGAACAGUUGUCUCUGAACCUUGCAUCUGUGCUGAAUGGGACUUUGAAUGUGACUAUGGCUAUGAAAGACACAGUAAUAAUCAAUGUAUCCCAGCAUUCUGGUUCAACCCAUCUUCCCAGCUGAAAGAAUGCUCCCUUGGACAGAGCUACCUGAACAGCACUGGGUAUCGAAGGAUUGUUUCUAAUAACUGCACAGAUGGGCUACAAGAAAGGUAUUCAGCCAAGCCUGAACAAUGUCCAGGCAAAGCGCCCCGAGGACUGCAUAUCCUCACAUCCACUGGCAAACUGGUAGCAGAACAAGGAUACAAUACUACUUUCAUAAUACGCAUGGAAGAGGGUGAUCUCCAGAGGACAAAUAUCCAGCUAGAUUUUGGAGAUGGCACUGCUGUAUCCUAUGCUAAUUUCAGUCCUAUAGAAGAUGGUAUCCGACACAUUUAUAAGAGCACCGGAAUCUUCCAAGUGACUGCCUAUGCUGAAAAUAACUUGGGUUCUGAUCUGGCAGCCCUCUUUUUGCAUGUGGUCUGUCCAGUGGAACGUGUCGAUUUGAGAGUUCCCUUUGUGGCCAUCAGAAAUAAGGAAGUCAAUCUUACCGCUGUAGUUUGGCCUAAUCAGUCGGGUACCCUGACCUACUUCUGGUGGUUUGGAAACAACACAAAGCCAUUCAUCACCUUGGACAGCAGCAUUUCUUAUACUUUCACCAUUGAAGGAAUGAACACUGUCACAGUACAGGUCUCAGCUGGCAAUAUUCUUAUCCAGGACACCAAGGAUAUUGCUGUGCAUGAAUAUUUCCAGUCUCAGUUAUUAUCAUUUUCUCCAAAUUUGGAUUAUCACAAUCCUGACAUCCCUGAGUGGAGAGAGGAUAUUGGCAGAGUCAUCAAGAGAGCCCUGGUACAGGUGACUGGCAUUCCUGAGGAACAAGUUCUUGUGGCGUUAUUCUCUGGGUUGCCCACAUCUGCUGAACUCUUCAUCUUACCCCAUCAAAACAUGUCAGAAAGAAGGAAAGGCAGUGAAAGUGACCUCGAACAGGCUGUUGAAAUCCUCUUCAAUGCGUUGAAUCAGAACCUGGUACAAUUUGAACUGAAGCCUGGUGUGGAAGUCAUUGUAUAUGUCACUCAAUUAACGUUAGCACCUCUUGUUGACUCCAGCGCUGGGCACAGCAGUUCAGCAAUGUUGAUGCUGUUGUCAGUGGUCUUUGUUGGAUUGGCUGUUUUUUUAAUCUACAAGUUUAAAAGGAAAAUCCCAUGGAUUAAUAUAUAUGCGCAGGUCCAGCAUGACAAGGAACAAGAAAUGAUUGGUUCCGUCAACCAAAGUGAAAAUGCCCCCAAAAUCUCUCUGAGUGAAUUCACAGAUCCUGAAGAACUCAUAGACAAAGAGCUAGACCCACGAGUUAUAGGAAGUAUCUCAACAAUCUCCAACAGUGAAAGCACAAAGGAAAUACCCAACUGCACUAGUGUUUGAUGCCAGGAAUCAACUUUGACAUUGACAUUUCUGAGUUUUUAUUUUUAAUUAUAAUUAUUAUUAUUAUUAUUAUUAUUAUUACUACAAAGGGAAAAUUCUAUGUCGUUAUUAUAAUUGUUAUUAUUAUUAUUACUAUUGGGUGCAGGGUAUGGGAUUUUUUAAAGCUUUGGUUUCUCUUUUGUUUUCUUCCCUGGGGCCACAUUCAUAAAUUCAGCAUUUGGAAGACUGUAACAUAGAAAUAUACAAGGUUUAAUGAAAAUCAGAAAUAACCCUGAACUUAAAUUUUUGGGUACAUUUUCUAUUUAUCUAAUUUUUUGGCCAACUUUGCCAGUGGCAGUCUCAGAACCAGGCUUGUUCCUGUACAGUGCAGAGUUCUCCCCUCACUUAGCAGCCUGUUGUAUUCAGUCCACUGAGUAUAUAUCUAUUAUCUUGUAUAUCUUUAAACAUGGGGAAAUGAGCCUUUCAAAGUUAACUGUCUGGGUUCUCAUGUGGGUGGGCAGGAUGCACAAAAUGGCCACUAACAAGCCUGACCAAGUUUAUGAAUGAGGCCCUCACUGGUGCAUGUUAAUACUGAGGAUACUGAUGGCAUACUGUAGAUAAUGAACAUGUAAAUAUCUUUUUAUUUCUUGAGAAAUAAUUUAAUGUUUAGUAAAAGAUAAAUUUAAAAUGAACAAGCCACACACAUGCACACCCCUUUCACACCUACAUAAGCAAACCAGUUCACUGAGAACAUGCAGUGAGCAGCUGUAUCACAUUUGGGGUCUAAAUAUGUAUCAGUUGCCUGCCAUAUUUAAUCCUUGUUUUUAUAUAUAUAUUUCAUCAACAUUGUCAAGAGUAAUUUCAUAAAGAAGGAAAUCUGUCCCAGUGAUUUUAACAUGCUGGAUGAUGAAACACUACAACAUUAGAAAUACAGUUAAGAUAUUUGAUCUUCCUUGGAGACAAUAUGGAAAAAGGCCUUGAGUCAGAUCUUUAAUGAAUAUAAGUAUGAGGUCUCAGACAUAUGACAUUGAAUUCAUGAGAUAUUUGCUCAAAUCAGAGAGCCAUAUAAGAAAAUAUGGUUUUUCAACAAAAUAAGAAAAUCUAAAAUUAGGGGUAUCUAUGGCCCGAUACAGAGCGUCCUAAAAGGAUGCUGUGCUGGUGUCUCCUUUUCCACCGGCAGGAAGCUGCAGCUUGUUGACUGUGACAAUAAAUUACAAUGUUCCUAUUCUACCAUGUUUAAUCCUUAAACCUAUGAAUUCUCCAAAUUUUAUUCUACCUAGUCAUAGUUGCCUUUAGCACUUUUAGGAUAUCUUAUAGCAACUUUACAGCAAAUGAAGAAGAGGAGGAGGAAGAGAUGAGUGGGCCUACUGAUACCUUUGUGUGAUUGUCUCUAGUCUUUUUGUUUCUGAGCAGCUCUCCAGUGAAGAUUAUGUGAGAUCAGAAAUAUCAGAAGCUACAAACCAGCAUGGUGUUAUUAUUCCCACAGUAGUAAGGAAAUCUGAUUGGUCAUGAGAAAUAAUGGGGUAAAGUAACUAGGAAACACAGAUGAAGGAUUUCUGCUUUGCUGUGAAAUACAUGCCAUUUUAUUCAUGGUGAAGCAGUUUUUGAUACUCUUAAUGGUACUGAGCAAUCUCAUGUUUUAUUACUAGAUUCUCUGAAAUCAUGUUUGUGCAAUGGAUAUGCCCAUAUGUAGAUCUGAGUUCAUGAUGAGGUCUCCCACUGAAUUUUCAUAUAGUACCAGGAGAAUAUUAAGCAUACUUAAGAUAAAAAAGCAACACCCUAUUGUCAUCCCCUCCAGAUGUCUCCAAUAGCAUAAGCAGAAUAGCUCAGACAUUAGUAGGAAAAAAAAAACCCACCUAAGGAACAUUCAGCUCAUUCCAAAAUUCCUGCUUUGCUUCAAGUCACUCCCACUCUACGUCAUAGCAAAUUGCCAACACAUCUAGUUGUACCAUCGAUAUAUUUUUGAAGGAAUAACAAUGAUAUGGUUUCCAUUAUGUUAAAACCACAUGUAGAAGGGGAAAAAAAGAAAUGAAAUGAAUGUGAAGUCAUGAGGUCUCAACAGAAUAAGAUACUGAAGAUAUAAAUAUCAAGAGUUUUCCUUGCUGGCAGAAAUCCUAUGUCUUAACAGAUCAAAUCAAUAGCUGGGUUUCUUGAACCUGAGAUGUAAUGAUAGGAAAAGAUGUCUAAAUAUUAAAACUAAACCUUGGGAAAAUACCUUUUUAAACUACAACUUCCAGAAUCCACUAGUUAUGCUUGCUGGAGGAGCUGACAUCCAAAAAUUAAUUUUUCAAAGCUCUCUCCUGUACAGUACUAACCCAUUUCAUCAGCCUCUCAUUUCUAACUUUAUUAGGCUGGGCGCUUUCAGAGCCAAGACUGGUGCUUCACCCUUGAGAUCAUCAGCUUUAUGAUUUUGUAUGUAAAUUACAUAAAUUAUACAUUUUGCCCUUGCUGCUGUCCCAUGUUUUAAAACAUUUAGAGCUAAAACUGCCAGAAUGAAAACUGGAGAAGGAUCCUGUAUGUUUAGUGGUUAUAUAGAAGAGAAUAGUUCAGCUGGUGUUGCUUGAUAGUUAUGGCCUGAACAGACAGGCUGCUUCGGGUCACUUUGGAGAUAUGCUGUUUAAAUGAUGCA
This is a messenger RNA of Sceloporus undulatus (fence lizard), 6506 nucleotides long. It is a transcript of the gene SORCS3, whose product is annotated as sortilin related VPS10 domain containing receptor 3. The transcript has 27 exons. Gene Ontology annotation, cellular component: postsynaptic density membrane. Lineage: Eukaryota; Metazoa; Chordata; Lepidosauria; Squamata; Phrynosomatidae. The record is from RefSeq and is a predicted model, not a curated record. The coding region runs from base 176 to 3898 and encodes 1240 amino acids. Gene Ontology annotation, molecular function: protein binding.